UUGAAUUUCCUGGUAUCGUUAGCUAAUUUAUCUUCUCUAGCCUUAAAAUUUGGGGACAAUUUUAAGAAGGCAUUGUUGACGACACCUCCACUGCAUAGAGGAUACGUCUGAAUUCAUCUGAGUGUGUUUGUAAGGGGAGUGAUGCCUGUGACCAGCCCAAGGUUCUGAAUAUCUCUCUUCUGGAACACAUUUUUUAAUACCUUUAAAUGGAACAAGUUACCAGGGAUGAUUAUUGAAGCACCCAGCAAGGAGGUUAUUACAUUUCAGAGAUGGCUGAUUUACUGGCAGAACUCUGUUACACGGACCGUCUGGAUCCCUUUCCAGUGUGGCAAAAUGGCACCGUCAGCCCCUGUUUUAACCAGCUGAUCCUCAGCUCCUUCCCCCAUUGUAUCCUUGCUAUCUGCAGUGCAUGUUACCUGAGCGCACCAAGAUACAGUGACCUCACCAUCUCUUCCUCAUGUGGCUGGGGGUGUAGAAUGGCUAUGGCAUUACUGAUGGCCCUGCUUUUUGUCAUAGACAUGGUCAUAGCAGUUGUCCUAAACCACCCUAUUAAGUAUGCGGAUAUAUUGGCUGACGGAUGUGGCAUCUUGGCCUGGUUUGUCCAUUUUGGGGCACUAGCAGUCCUGCAGAAGUCUGACUACAGAGUGACCAGGGGCCCAUCUAUCAUGCUAGGACUGGCUAUCCUGCCAGCUCCAAGCCUCAUCAUUACCCUGGUUGCCUACUGCAAAGAUGCCACCUAUCUGGAACUCUGUCAGCCUCUAAGGGUUGCACGUCUGGCUGUGGUUGCCACCCAGCUCCUCCUUCUCUUGGUCUACCUGCUGGCAUUUUCUUUCCCAUGCAUUGAUGAGCAAGCAGAAUCCCUCACUAUCAAUGGCUCUGACUGGUCCACCUUAAUUCCAAAUGAUUCUCACUUGGAUCAGGAUGUGCAAAUUGUUGGUGAGGAUGGUUGCAACUGGGUAUCCCGUGUCUUCUACUUAUGGAUGAACCCCCUGAUGAAGCGUGGCCAGUGCAGGGAGCUGGAGAGGCCUUCAGAUAUCUACCUUUUACCCCAUAAGCUCCGCACCAGAGCUAUAUGGGAGCAUUUUGACCGCUGCUUGCAGGAGGGCAUAGAGCAUGAAGAGGAGGAAGAGCAGAGAAGAAACAGAUUGACACAAGCUGGAAGGAGCAUUAACAGUGGCACAUGGAGCCUGUCUGAUUCACAGGAACAUCUAAACGAUUUAGGGACAAGCCCGUCCCAGAGGGCUGAGGUCAGGCUCCUUUACGUGCUGCACAGGGCUUUUGGGGUAAGGUUUUACCUGCUCGGGAUGCUGAAGUUGGCAGGAAAUAUGCUUGGCUUUGCUGGGCCAUUACUCCUCAACAGCCUUGUCAGCUUCAUGGAGAUGGGGCAGGCACCUGUUAGUCAGGGGCUUUGGUGUUGUGUAGGCCUUUUUGUGAGUACCUUCCUUUCAGCCAUCCUGCGCAACAUCUUCUCCUUUGAAGUCUCCAAGGUGUGUCUCUCUGUACGAGCAGCCAUCAUCUCGGCCAUUUAUCGCAAGGCACUGCGGGUCAACAGCACAACAUUGUCAAGUUUCACUGUGGGUGAGGUGGUCAACUUCAUGAGCACAGACACCGAUCGGCUGGUCAAUUUUUUCAACAGUUUCCAUGACAUAUGGAACCUGCCCCUUCAGUUUGCCAUCACCCUCUACCUGCUCUACAUGCAGGUGGGUGUGGCCUUCCUGGGUGGACUUGGCCUAGCAUUGUUGCUAGUGCCACUCAAUAAGCUGAUCGCCACAUGUAUCAUGGAGAACAACAAGCAACUGCUCAAGCAUAAGGAUACCCGUGUCAAACUUAUGGCAGAGAUGCUGUAUGGGAUGCGGGUUAUCAAGUUCUACACUUGGGAGCCGCAUUUUGCCCAGAAGAUCACUGACUGCAGGAAGCAGGAACUCAGCCAUCUCAAGACUAUCAAGUACCUAGAUGCUGUGUGUGUCUACACUUGGGCAGCACUACCUGUGGUUAUCUCCAUCCUCACCAUUAUCACAUAUGUCCUUCUGGGUCACGAACUCACUGCAGCUAAGGUGUUCACAGCACUUUCUCUUGUGGGCAUGCUCAUCUUGCCUUUGAACAAUUUCCCCUGGGUUUUGAAUGGCAUUAUUGAAGCCAUGGUGUCCAUGGAUCGUAUUCAAGGUUUUUUGAGGCUGUGUGACCAGGACCUGAACACCUACUAUAGCCUGGUGGCCCCUGAAGAUCCCCAGAUAGCUGUCCAGAUGAAGCAGUGUACCUUUUCCUGGAUAAAUGUGUGUGAUCCUCAAGGUCAGGAAGGGACAGGGACCAAUGCCCCAGAGGGGUCUCUACUACUCCACAGUCUCAACCUUACCAUUAAGAAGGGGUCCCUGAUUGCUGUUGUGGGGAAAGUGGGCUGUGGGAAGAGCUCUCUUUUGGCUGCCAUUACAGGAGAACUUAGUCGAUGUCAAGGUACACUGUUUGUCCAGGGAAGGGAGAAUGGCUUUGGCCUGGCUGUGCAAGAGCCUUGGAUUCAACAUGCAACAGUGCGUGAAAACAUCCUGUUUGGCAAGGACUUCAACUGCCACUUCUACCAAUCUGUGAUAGAGGCUUGUGCACUCACUGACGACCUCAACAUUUUACCAAUGGGUGAUGGGACUGAGGUGGGAGAGAAUGGAGUGACACUAAGUGGAGGACAGAAGGCUCGUCUUGCCCUGGCACGGGCUAUUUACAUGGAGAAGGAUAUUUAUCUUCUUGAUGAUCCUCUGGCUUCAGUGGAUGCUGAUGUUGCCCAUCACCUUCUUGAGAAAUGCAUCAUGGGGAUCCUCAGGGACAAAACCCGAAUCAUUUGCACCCACCGUUUAGAGUUUAUGGACAAAGCUGAUACAAUGAUCCUUAUGAAUGAUGGAACAGUUGUCAAAACAGGGACCCCAGAUGAAAUUCUCCCUAUGGUGGAAGCAGUACCCAAGAACAGGAAGAAUGACAACAACAGGAAAGAGAAAGAUGGGCUGGUGAACAACCAGGAGCAACCCCUGGAGCAGGGCCCUCUCGUGAAGUAUACAGUGGGGGGAGAACAGAAGCAGAUGGGUGUGGUGGCCUGGAGGGUAUAUCAGUCAUACUUGCUGGCAGUGGGUAGCUGCUUGACCUUUACCAUUUUCCUCACACUGCUUCUCAUGCAAGCCUCAAAGAACAUCUCGGACUGGUGGUUGUCUCAUUGGAUCUCACACCUGAAGAGUGAUUACAAUGCCUCCCUCAGUGUCCUCUUAAACAGAGACUUUUCAUACAUGCUGCUUUUUUUUCCAAGAAGUUUGAUGUACCCAGUCAUUGAAACUGCCUCCAAAGCCAAUAUCACUUCUGAGAUGAAGUUCUACUUGAUAGUCUAUGGUUCCAUUGCAGCAGCUAACUCACUUCUAACUGCUGUCCGGGCAUUCCUCUUUGCCCAUGGAGCCAUAUGUGCUGCCACCAUAAUCCACAACAGACUGCUGAAGAGAGUGCUCAAGGCAACAGUGACCUUCUUUGACACCACCCCUUUUGGACGAAUUUUAAACCGCUUCUCUUCGGACCUGUACAGUGUGGAUGACACGCUGCCCUUUAUCCUUAAUAUCCUGUUAGCUAACAUCUUCAGCCUACUGGGCAUGUUGGUGGUGAUGAGCUAUGGCCUGCCCUGGAUCCUGCUGCUGCUACCAUUGUUGGGGAUAGUGUACUACUACAUACAGCAUUUCUACCGCCACACAUCCCGCGAGCUGAAGCGCCUUUACAGUCUUACUCUCUCACCUAUGUACACCCACUUCUCUGAGACUUUGACAGGCAUCUGCACUAUCCGAGCCAGCUGCAACACCUCCAGGUUUGAGGAGGAGAAUGAGAGACGUCUAGAGACUAACCAACAGUGUUUAUUUGCCAGCAAUGCGGCCAUGCAGUGGCUUGACAUCCGAUUACAAAUGAUUGGUGUUGCCAUGGUGGCAGCCGUUGGUGUGAUUGCCAUCGUCCAACAUCAGACAAAAUCAGUUGACCCAGGCCUUAUUGGUCUUUCUCUGUCAUAUGCAUUGUCAAUCACCAGCCUUCUGUCGGGGCUUAUCUUCAGCUUUACUCAGACAGAGACACAGAUGAUUUCUGUGGAGCGGACUGAAGAGUACUCCACUGAAAUCCCAGUUGAAACGCAACAUGGUAUCCUAGAGGUGUCCCACUCAUGGCCAGAACAGGGGCACAUAGUGUUCCAGGGGGCAAUGCUUGCAUAUCGCCAGGGUCUGCCAAAUGCUUUGGACGGAGUGAGCAUAGUGAUCCACCCUGGGGAGAAGGUGGGCGUGGUGGGGCGCACAGGCUCUGGGAAGUCCACCCUGUUCUUGGCUCUCUUCCGCAUGGUGGAACUGAAUGGUGGCAAGAUCCUGAUAGAUGGAGUGGACAUUACCCAGAUUCGUCUGGCACAGUUAAGGUCAAAAUUGGCCAUUAUCCCACAGGAUCCCUUCCUGUUCAGUGGGACAGUACGAGAAAACCUAGAUCCCUGUGGAUGUCACACUGAUCAUCUACUGCUAGAUGUGCUGGAGCAGUGCCAUCUUUUCCAGACCAUAAACCAGAUGGGGGGGCUGGAUGCUGAAGUUGGGGAGAAAGGCAAGUCUCUCUCUCUGGGACAGAGGCAACUGCUGUGCCUGGCACGAGCCCUGUUAACACAAGCUAAGAUACUUUGCAUUGAUGAAGCUACAGCCAGUGUUGACCAGAAGACAGACAAGCUGCUACAACAGACUAUCCAAAUGAAGUUCAGAGACAGGACUGUCCUCACUAUUGCCCAUAGAAUCAACACCAUAAUGGACUCUGACAAGGUGCUUGUGAUGCAUGCAGGGAAGGCAGUGGAGUUUGACUCUCCUGCAGUUCUGUGCCAAAGAGAUGACUCAAUCUUCCACAAUUUUGUACAUGGGCAGUCAGGGUGAUGGAAGUGGGAAGACAUACAAGCAGAGUGGAAGGCACUGAUAGUGCUUGGCCUCUUGGUGCUGUCUAGGUCUGUUUCCUGCCACAUUCUCCCACCAUCAACUAGAGUCUGUUUUAAAUGAUCAUUCUGUUAUUAAACAGCUUCAGGAGUUUGUAACGAGUUGAUCAUUUCAAUCAGCUGUGUUGGAUGAGCUGUGGUAUCAAACCAGGAAUAAGCUAGCCCUGUUCUGGGGUUUAGAGAAUGCAAGUACUUUGCUGACCUUUUAGUUAUCUUGUGGUAAAAUGAUAUGCUAGUAUUACUUUGAGAGAGCAGCUCACUCUGUCAGUCAAUGAGUGACACUGCUGUUUAUAGUUGCAGCAAAAACUGUAGCUGGAUUUGUAAAUAAAGAAGUAUUACAUGGUUUUCUUUCAGUCACAUAUUUUUUAUUCUGUAAUAUAUAUUUAUAUAGUGAACAUCUCAGGGAUGGCAAGAGCAAAUUUACCAUUGCUGAAGAGGUAGUGCAUACGGUAAAUUGACUGUAUAUUAAGGAUUGACUGUGGUUUCA
This is a messenger RNA of Megalops cyprinoides (Indo-Pacific tarpon), 5444 nucleotides long. RefSeq names its product ATP-binding cassette, sub-family C (CFTR/MRP), member 10 (gene abcc10). Gene Ontology annotation, cellular component: membrane. The record is from RefSeq and is a predicted model, not a curated record. Gene Ontology annotation, molecular function: ATP hydrolysis activity; ATP binding; ABC-type transporter activity. Lineage: Eukaryota; Metazoa; Chordata; Actinopteri; Elopiformes; Megalopidae. The transcript has 23 exons. The coding region runs from base 270 to 4901 and encodes 1543 amino acids. Gene Ontology annotation, biological process: transmembrane transport.